UUGGUGCAGAAACAAAUGAAAUCCAGACAGUGUCAGUGAUGGAGGGAGAUUCUGUCACUUUAAAAACUAAUGUUACUGAAUUAAAUGGAGAUGAAGACAUAACAUGGAAAUAUGGAGCUGAAAAGUAUCUCAUAGUUAAAAUCAGUGAUGAGAAACAAACGUUUUCAACAUUAGAUGUUCAUGAUGAGAGAUUCAGAGACAGAGUGAAGCUGGAUAAUGAAACUUUAUCCCUGACCAUCACAAACAUCACAACUCAACACGCUGGAGUCUAUGAACAACAGAUAAGGGGAGCAAAACUGUCAACAAAAACAUUCAGUGUUUCUGUUUAUCCUCAUAUGCCUGUUCCUACCAUAACCAGAGACUGUUCUUGUUCAUCAUCAUCAUCAUCUUGUUCAUUGCUGUGUUCAGUGGUGAAUGUGAGUCAUGUGACUCUCUCCUGGUACAAAGGAAACAGUUUAUUGUCCAGCAUCAGUGUGUCUGAUCUCAGCAUCAGUCUCUCUCUACCUCUGGAGGUGGAAUAUCAGGAGAAAAACAGCUACAGCUGUGUGAUCAACAAUCCCAUCAGAAACCAGACCACACAUCUGAAUAUCACUCAACUCUGUCACACAUCUUCAGCAUCGGAUGCAAACUUUAAUUUACAACAAGACUUUCUAAUGGUGCUGAUUUCUGCUCCUGCUGGAUCUCUGUUGAUUGUAGCUGCAGUUGGGAUCUUUUGCAUCAGCAGGAAACAAAGAAAAACUGAUCAAGAAGGCAAGAGUUUCCUAAAUGACAAAUAUGUUUUGUUUAAAAGCAAAUGUGUUAAUGCUGUCAAAAAUAAUCUGGCAUUAAAUCCUCAAUUGCAUACAUUAAUGCUUGUUGUACAGAAAAAAAUCUAG
Carassius gibelio (silver crucian carp) is the source of this 875-nucleotide messenger RNA. Its product is annotated as CD48 antigen-like. The record is from RefSeq and is a predicted model, not a curated record. The transcript has 3 exons. NCBI's taxonomy places the organism in Eukaryota, Metazoa, Chordata, Actinopteri, Cypriniformes, Cyprinidae. The coding region runs from base 39 to 875 and encodes 278 amino acids.